This is a messenger RNA of Drosophila kikkawai, 1254 nucleotides long. Lineage: Eukaryota; Metazoa; Arthropoda; Insecta; Diptera; Drosophilidae. The record is from RefSeq and is a predicted model, not a curated record.
CACCUGUCACACCGAGAUUUCCUGCCACACAGUGUGAACUAUUCAAGGCUUUCACUCGUAAGGUAAACACUUUCGGCAUCAGUUCGUUUCGAAAUCAGAAAACAAAAAUUAUAAUAAUUUCUAAAACAAUUCCCAGAGUUUUUAAACUAGAAUUUAUAGGGAUCUGAAGCCGGUGCUAUUAAGUCCAUCAGCCAAAAUGUCUAUGACCCGAGUCAUUAGGAGCACCUCUCUGCUUCUCUCCCAGCCCCGUAUUCUGAUUCCCUUGCAAAUACUGCGGGAAAAGGCUGACUACGGAAAAACCGUGAGCAAUCUUAAGAUCAAUAAGGAAACAAAGCUUCUGGUGCAAGGUUUUACUGGCAAGCAGGCCACCUUUCAUUCGGAGGCAGCACUCAAAUACGGCACAAAAGUCGUGGGUGGAGUCUCUCCCAAAAAGGGUGGCACAGAACAUCUGGGCAAGUCCGUGUUCGCCUCGGUCUCGGAAGCGGUAGAUGCGGUAAAGCCAGAUGCCACUGUAAUCUUCAUACCACCACCUACCGCUGCCGAAGGUAUUUGUGAGGCGAUCGAGAGCGAGAUCGGCCUAAUCGUCGCUAUUACCGAGGGCAUACCGCAGACGGAUAUGGUUCGCAUUAUGCAGAUGCUGCACUCACAAGAGAAGAGUCGGUUGCUGGGUCCGAACUGUCCAGGUAUAAUCUCACCGGACCAAUGCAAGAUCGGAAUCAUGCCAGGGGAUAUCCACAAAAGAGGCUCCGUGGGCAUUGUUUCUAGGUCGGGAACGCUAACCUAUGAGUCGGUGCAGCAGACCACCAAGGUGGGCCUUGGACAAGCCCUUUGCGUGGGUUGUGGCGGCGACCCCUUUAACGGAACUAGCUUUAUUGACGCCCUCCGUGUCUUUUUGCCUGACAAGGAAAUCAAGGGAAUUAAAUUAAUUGGGGAGAUCGGGGGCACCGCGGAGGAGGAAGCGGCGGACUACCUACAGAAGAACAAUACAGGCUAUGAGGCCAAGCCGGUAGUGGGCUUCAUCGCCGGCCAAACUGCACCCCCAGGACGUCGGAUGGGCCACGCCGGCGCUAUUAUAUCUGGCGGUAAGGGCGCUGCCAAAGACAAAGUGGAAGCCCUUCAGAAGGCUGGCGUCCGGAUGACGACAAACCCUUGCCAUCUGGGAUCCACGCUGCUCGAAGAGAUGAUACGCCUAAAAUUGGUCCCAAAGCCGGAUGGAAAGGUUUCAGCGGGUAAAAAAUAGGCAGGAGAGAAGUG